Molecule: messenger RNA, 1407 nt
Organism: Laccaria bicolor S238N-H82
Lineage: Eukaryota; Fungi; Basidiomycota; Agaricomycetes; Agaricales; Hydnangiaceae
Exons: 6
Coding region: 1-1407 (468 amino acids)
Source: RefSeq, a predicted model, not a curated record
AUGGCCAGAAUCGAUCGCCAGUGGCAAAAGCCAAGGUCCUUCUUCUCUCGUCCACAGCUGGCUCUUCAUCUUGGAUACGAGACAACAGAGAACAUCGCUGAUCCUGUGAUUCUCGCCGACGAUCUCCCUCAAUUGAUCAUUACAGGUUUGGCAGGAGACCUUCGCCCCUCCCUCGCCGAUGAUCCUCCUCCCGUUCCAUCUACCCUCGCAGAAGGCACCAACGAUCUCCAUCGCCCCAAUAUCAUACUCAAUCCCCAUACCACCGUUCCAGAUCUCCAGGGCCUCAAUCUCAUCAUCCUUUCUGGGAGAAGACAGAGGAACCCUAGCCUUUCGCCCGUCCGAGGCAAUGAUGGGGACACAGUAAUGCAGGUUCCCCCCCUACCCAUUCUCCCUAGCGUGCCAGCUUUCAUUGGAUUACCACACAACGCCCCACUGCCCUUUGGCGCAAAUGUUGCCUUUAUGUGGUCUCCCUCCGGUAAUACCUUUAGUCAUGUCCUUCUGCAAGGUAAUACAACUGUGCUGCCUUACCUGAUGGCGCCUGCCGGACCAACUCCUAGUGCCCUGUUGCCUUGGCCAGUAGCUACAACACUGCCUACCUCGAACAUAGAUAUGCUUCCACCCUCUCUCGCUACUCUAAGGGGGUCGACCUCAGCGUCGAGGAUCUCGACUACAAUCGAGAUGCAGCCUGAUUCCCCACCCCCGACUCCCAUGCAGCCAACCCUCAUGUCCCGCAUGACUGAUCAGUUAUCAGUGAGACUGAGCAACCCAAGUACCCCAACUACACUGGUUGCAAGGCUAACAGAUCCUGACGAGUUAUCGUUGGCUAACCGUCUCGGAGCCUCGGAUCUCAUGACGGACCGUUCAUGGCAAGGGACUCUGCCACAUCGGAACGCUCCCCCCCUGGUUCAGAAGCAAGGCAAUUCACCUUGCACCCAAGAACCCGUGGAUGAUGAUCAGGCCGAUCCAGGAGAUGAGGGGGAAGGCGAGUACAAACACAUGAAGAGGGGACGACGUAGUGGUCAGAAGAUUCAAGGUUACCAGAGACACGACGAGGGGUGCAAGGAACGAUCAUUACAAACAAAGCACUUGCAAACUUACACAUUAACUUACAUGUGGAGCAAGUCAACGUUAUCAUAUACGGCUAUGCAGCCUAGCGCCUCCCCUCUGGGAUACCAGAGCCCCACGCUGGGUGACAGCAUCCCCUGUCCUGGGUCACUGGACCACAGAAGAGCGGCCACGAUGCCCGUGACCGCUCCACAUGCUCUCUCACACAUUCCUCGUAUCUUCUCUGCCACCUUAACUCGUCUACGCCUUCAUCAAGGAGCCAAGAACGACGAUGCGGUUUCACACCUCCUGGUGGUCCCUGUCUUGUGCUAUUGGGCCACCAUCUAUCCAAUGAUUCCUUGA